This is a messenger RNA of Fusarium mangiferae, 1071 nucleotides long. RefSeq lists its product as uncharacterized. The transcript has 4 exons. NCBI's taxonomy places the organism in Eukaryota, Fungi, Ascomycota, Sordariomycetes, Hypocreales, Nectriaceae. The record is from RefSeq and is a predicted model, not a curated record. The coding region runs from base 1 to 1071 and encodes 356 amino acids.
AUGGCUCCUGUAGCCGGUGAGGGCGUGCCCCUUCUAUGGAUCACUAUUGUGAUGCUCACGCUAUCGUGGAUCUUUCUCAGUGCGCGUCUUGGAGUUCGAAAAUGGAAAAAUAAUCUAGGUUUGGACGACUGGCUUAUGUUUGCGGGUUUAAUUCUGUAUACGGUUACGGCUGCGCUGGUUAUUACGUGCUGUUUCCACGGAGCAGGUCAGCAUAGAGACGCUAUUGAAACAAAGGAUGUUAUGAUGGGAACAAAGCUCUUCUUCAUCGCCCAAUUCUUUUACUCCGCUUGCUCCGUACCGAUCAAGUCCAGCAUUUGCGUCACGAUGCUCCGAAUUUGCGAUGCACGCCGUCGAUUCGUCUGGACUCUAUGGGGUCUCAUCGGCAUGACUGUCAUCACCGCCAUCAUCUUUAUCCUCGCCACUGCGAACGUUUGCCAUCCGAUCACAACACUUUGGGGAGAAACGACACACGGCUACUGUAACACGAAGCUUAACAGCAGCGUCGGGUUCUUCUUUUCUGCUGUUUCGAUCAUCGUUGACUGGACGCUGGCUAUUCUUCCUGGUCUCCUGCUGUGGAAUAUCCAGAUGAAGAACAGGGUCAAGCUCCCAGUCAUUGUUAUGCUUGGACUUGGCGCUUUUGCCAGUUGCGCAACCGUCGUCCGGCUCGGCUACCUCACACUCUACAACAACCCCGAAGAAUUCAUGUACAGCACCGGCGCAAUCGGCCUAUGGUCUAUUGUUGAAGAGGGCAUCGGAAUCAUCGCCGGCUCAAUGCCUGCCCUUCGCCCACUUCUCAACCUCCCCGUGUUCCGCAGCACCUACGCCAGCAACACCGGCUCCAACGGAAUCUCGAGUCGAAUGAACCCACCUCAUAUCUCAGGGAACAAACAUACUCGGAUUGUUUCUAACAACCAAAAGUCGAGUUUAGAGUUGAAUGACUUUCGAUCGGGAAUGACAACACGAGUGGGUUUUGGAAACGACGAUAAGGUUAGGCAGAGUAUUGAUGAUGGGGAUAGUCAGAAAUACAUCUUGAAGCAGACGCGGGUUGUGAUGACGACUGAGCAAACAUAA